This is a messenger RNA of Sceloporus undulatus (fence lizard), 1654 nucleotides long. Its product is annotated as solute carrier family 2, facilitated glucose transporter member 11-like. NCBI's taxonomy places the organism in Eukaryota, Metazoa, Chordata, Lepidosauria, Squamata, Phrynosomatidae. Gene Ontology annotation, molecular function: hexose transmembrane transporter activity. Gene Ontology annotation, biological process: monosaccharide transmembrane transport. The record is from RefSeq and is a predicted model, not a curated record. The transcript has 11 exons. Bases 76 to 1563 code for a protein of 495 amino acids. Gene Ontology annotation, cellular component: membrane.
AGAGGCCCCGAUCCUCCCCGUCCCUGAUGCCUCUCCUCUUCCUCUCCACAGGUCCAGUACCGGGGCUUGUUCCAGAUGAUCCUGAUCCUGGGGAUCGGGGGGAGCUUCCCGUAUGGAUUCCACAUCUCUGUGAUCAACUAUCCCUCCGUGCAUAUUAGGAGGUUCAUCAAUGCCACCUGGACCGAGCGGCACGGCGUCCCUCUCCCUCCGGACACGGUCCAGCUCCUCUGGUCACUCAUCGUCUCAGUCUAUGGGGCCGGAGGCCUCCUGGGAAGCGUCUGCUGUGGGUACCUGACCACCAAGUACAGAAAGAAGAAGUGCCAGAUGGCGGCCAACGGGAUCAUGAUGGCGGCCGCUGUUUCCAUGGGUCUCAGCAAAGCCGCCGGAUCCUUCGAGAUGAUCCUCCUCGGGCGCUUCCUCUACGGCAUCGGCAUCGGUUUUUCUUUCAACAUCCACCCGCAAUACGUGGGCGAGAUUUCUCCGAAGGAGCUGCGCGGUUUCGCCAAUGCCACUGUGGCCGUCUUUCUGACCCUCGGGAAAGUGGCCGGUCAAGUCGCCGGACUCCGGGAGCUUCUCGGGGGAGAGUCGCUGUGGCCCUUCCUGCUGGCCCUGACCGGAGUGACCGCUCUGGCCCAGGCGGCUGCCCUGCCCUGCUGCCCAGACUCCCCGGCCUACCUCCUCAUCCAGAAGGGGGACGAGGGGGCCUUCCUCAAGGCCGUCCGGUUCCUCUGGGGCCCAGGAGCUGACCUCCGGCCAGAGGCAGACGACCUUCGCCGCGAGCGCCACCUGAGGCCUCCUCCUCCUCCUUCUCCUUCUUCUUCGGGGGCCGAGGCGAAGAAGGCCCUGCGGGUGAUGGAGGUCCUGAGGGACCGGUCACUGCGCUGGCAACUCUACGUCACUCUGGCCGUGAUGACCACCCUCCAGCUCUGCGGCAUCAAUGCAAUCUACUUCUACUCCUUCGAGGUCUUCCGCACGGCCGCCUUUGAGGAGGAGGUCAUCCCCUACUUGGCGCUGGGGGUCGGGAUCUGCGAGUGCCUCUCCUCCAUUUUGUGUAGUUCCCUGAUUGAGCGCUUCGGGCGGAAGAGGCUCCUGUGGGGCGGCUAUGGCUCAAUGGUGGUGGUCCUGGCCCUGCUGACCGCCACGCUCUCCCUUCAGCAUCGCUUCUUCUGGAUGCACUACUUCAGCGUCCUCCUCAUCUUCCUCUUUGUCCUCUUCUAUGGGAUCGGGCCCUCCGGGGCCACCAUCGCCGUCAUGGUGGAGAUGUUCAGCCAGGCCUUCCGCCCCUCGGCCUUCAUCCUCGUCGGGGUCAUCAACUGGGCCGGACUCUUCAUCCUUGGGAUGGGGUUCCCGUUCCUCGUGGAGUCUCUGGGGCCCUUCUGCUUCCUCCUCUUCAUGGCCAUCCUUUCUGCUUCAGGGGUCUUCAUCUAUUUCUUUCUCCCGGAAACGAAAGGCAAAUCCAUCCUGGAAAUCACCGCCGAGUUCAACAAGUUGAAUUACAGCCAGCGAGGAAAAAGCGGCUUCUUCCCGAAGGAAGACCCAGCGGCCGUCUGCACCCGGCUCUGAGCCCCUUUCCUCCUUGGCUCUCCUGGGUUUUGUACGCUCCCAAAAGAAACUGCGCCCAUCCUCCAAAAGUUUACAGACACGAUUCCUUCCU